UUCGGGCCGGCCCGGCACGGCCCGACAGCUGGUGGGCCGUGCCUAGGCCAGGCCGUGCCGGGCGGGCCUUUUGGCCAUCUAUAGCUGCAGCAGAUGAUCAAAGCCAUGAAGAAAUGAACUUGUCCCGCCCGCGAUCGAAAACGCCCGUAGUUGCGCGCCUGCAAAUCCAACUUCGCGUGCGGUGUGCCGUGCGUGUAUGUGACCACCGUCUCGGAGACUCGGAGUACGUACCCUACGCCACUGGUACGGGGUAAAUAAUCGCAAAACCCACGCGCUCGCGGGUGUCGCCGAACCGGAAGCAGCGCGCGCAUCGUCGUUGGGUCGCGGUCGUGGCUAAGCCGUUUCCUCAGCUUCCACGCACUCUCUCGAUCGGGUCGCUGCCGCUGAUUUGCCCAAGUAGAUUUGGACUCUCGAAUCCUAGUCGGAUCCAGCCGCGCGCGCAACACGGACGCCCGGGUGUUAUAUUUUCCGGUCGACUUACGCCAAUCACCAAGUCGCGCGUACGCACGGUCGCGGGGGCAGCCUGCAUGGGGACCGUGUCAUCCAGCAGCCGCCGCCGUGCGGCCGGGAGCCAACCAAGCAGCAGCAGCUGGGUGAAGGCGCUCGACGUGGAGAACGAUGAGGAGGCGGCGGCACGCGCGGACGCGGACGCGGACGCGCACGCGCUCGAGGCGAAGGGCGACAAGCUGAUGUCGCAGGCGAGGCGGGAGCUGCACGGCGUCUGGUCUUACGUCUCGCGGCCCUUCAUUGUCGCUGCCAGAGCGCGCUUCUACUUCCACAAGGCCGCCGAAACCUUCGUGCUCGCCAACAGCUGGAGGAAAGCGGCGGCUGCACACCACGAACAUGCCGUUUGUUGCAUGAAGAUUGGGCGAUCAGGUAGGCUCAGAGCGGCAUUUGCGCUCUUCGAGGCUGGAAAAUGCUACAUGAAAGUUCUUGAACCUGAUGAUGAGGAGAUGACGAGCAGAACGGUGAGCGACCUGGAAAAAUCCCUUCGCAUGUUUGUCUUGGAGAACGAAUUGGUAAUGGCCGCAGAAGUCUGCGUGGAGCUAGCCAACUUGUAUGCCAUGCUGAAACAGUGGGAAAAGGUUAGGGAGUACAGACAAAAAGCGGCAGAAUUCCACGCAAAGACGAGUGAUGCGUUGUUCGACACUUCCACUGUUUAGUACUACCUCUUUUAAUGUAUGACACCGUUAACUUUUUAUUCAACGUUUGACCAUACAUCUCAUUUAAAAAAUUCAUGCAAUUAUCAUUUAUUUUAUUAUGAUUUAAUUCGUCAUUAAAUGUUCUUUAAACACGACAUAAAUAUUUUUAUAUUUACACAAAAUUUUUGAAUAAAACGAAUGGUCAAACGUUGGUCGAAAAGUCAACGGCGUCAUACAUUAAAAUACGGAGGGAGUAUAUCUGUAUAUGUAGGAUGUUGACUGUCAAAUUGUGAGAUGCCAAGAUGAUCAAUAUAUAUAUAUUUUUG
Oryza sativa Japonica Group (Japanese rice) is the source of this 1468-nucleotide messenger RNA. RefSeq lists its product as uncharacterized. The record is from RefSeq and is a predicted model, not a curated record. NCBI's taxonomy places the organism in Eukaryota, Viridiplantae, Streptophyta, Magnoliopsida, Poales, Poaceae.